AUGAAGGAGGAGGACGUUGAAUUGCGGGCGAAGGAUGCCAAGAAACAAGAAAGAGAGAAGCAUGGGGACCAAGAGAAGAAAGACGAUGAUGCGAAAUCCCAAGAUUUGGAUCCCGAGGAACAAGAAAUACAGAAUGAUAAAGGAGCUGACAAGAAAGGAGCAGCUCAACUCAGAAACGAGUUUGUCGAGAAUGAGGAAACAAAGAAGGAUGGAGAUACGGAGAAGGGGAGUGAAGAUGUUAAUCACCAGGGGGAGGAUUUGAACAGAAAUGAAGUAAAGGAGCAAGGCAUUGAAAGGAAAUAUGCGGACAUCAAAUUUGAAGCUAGAGAUUCUGAGGAGAAAGAAGUCAACGGAAACGGGGGAGGGGAGAAGAAUGGUGAAAUCGUUGAACCUCAGAUGAGUGAUCUCGAAGACAAUGAAGUUAAGAAAGGUGGGGAUAUGGAGACAAUGGGCGAAGUCUCCGAACACCAGUCAGAGAAUCUAAUGGACAAGGAGGAAUUACAAGAGGACGAGGUGCUAGGGAACAGAAGCGAAGAAUCUUUCGAGCCCCUCAUGGUGGCUGAGGAUGAAAGCGGUAAGGAAAAUAACAACGAAGAGUCGGAGAAGGAAGCAAAGGAUAUACCCCCAACCCCCGAAGUCGCCAAAGAACAGGAACCUCAACCACAGAAGGAGAACGGGACGGACGAUAAGAACCAGACCACCGAACCUACGGCUAAAAUCGCGAAAAAGGUCGAGGAAGAUAGUGGUAUGGAUUCGGGAUCUGAUUUUGAAUUUGAUUCCGAAAUUGAUAUGUCUCCGAUUGAAGAUUCUGAUAGUGAGGGUGACGAAGAGGAAGAAGGCGAUAUUGACGGGGAGUACAGCGUACAACCACCUUGGAAUGCUGUCUGUGUUAUCGGGCUACAAGUUUAUUCUAAGGAUUCGGGCUUAACUGUAAGAGUGGUGAAGCCAAAGCUUUGGCAAACGGUUGCUGAACCUCAACGUGAUUGUGAUGAUCCUGCAGUGGAGUGA
Molecule: messenger RNA, 1008 nt
Organism: Paracoccidioides lutzii Pb01
Exons: 1
Coding region: 1-1008 (335 amino acids)
Source: RefSeq, a predicted model, not a curated record